This is a messenger RNA of Nipponia nippon (crested ibis), 1074 nucleotides long. Lineage: Eukaryota; Metazoa; Chordata; Aves; Pelecaniformes; Threskiornithidae. The record is from RefSeq and is a predicted model, not a curated record.
AUGGCUACUCAUCAGCUUUUACAGACUAGGCCAAAAAAAAAGUCCUCUAAGGAAUUAGUGUUGUUCCCCAGCAAAAUAGCUACUGAGCAGCAGUCUGUGGUGCUGGUGAAAAGACUUCUGGCCGUCUCUGUAUCCUGUAUAACAUACAUGAGAGGGCUCUUCCCAGAGAGCUCUUACGGAACUCGCUAUUUAGAUGACCUCUGUCUAAAAAUUCUCCGAGAAGAUAAAAGCUGUCUGGGAUCAUUGCAGAUAGUCAAGUGGAUUCAAGGUUGUUUUGAUGCUUUGGAGAGGCAGUAUUUACACAUUGCAGUCCUCGCAAUUUACACCAAUCCCAAGGAACCGGAGACAGUGACUGAACUGUAUCAAUUCAAAUUCAAGUACAAAAAGGAGGUGCCCCAGAUGGACAUCAUCAGCAACCAAAUGAACUCUGUGAAUGGGGUGUGCAGCGAGGACGUUAAACAGGCCAGCAGGCUCCUGAUCCGUAAACUGUACCUGUUAAUGCAAAACCUCGGGCCGCUUCCCAAUGACAUUACCCUGACCAUGAAGCUCCUCUACUACAAUGAUGUAACUCCCAAAGAUUACCAGCCCCCAGGCUUUAAGGAAGAUGGCAGCCCUGGUGACCUGUUGUUUGAUGGCGAUCCUGUCAACCUGAGAGUAGGGUCGGUCUCCACUGGGUUCCACCUCAUCAAAGUGAGAGUGACAACUGAAAAGAAAAGAAUGGGGACGGUUGACAGCAACCUGAUCCAGAAGAACGGCCCUACUGAGAUCUCCCAUCAGGGGUUAGACUGUGAUGAAGAGGAAGAGGAGGGAAGCACAAAGAAUCACCUUCUCCCUGUCAGAGCAGAUUCAAGAGAGGACAAAAGUGACACUCAUCCAGGCUGGAAAAAAGAAGCGUCUUCUUUUUACCUUCAAGAUACAGGUGGAACGAAGAAGAUGGACAGGAUGCCUUGCUCAAGGGCAUCUCAGCAGAUAAACUGCCUGAACCUUGCGUUUAGCCAGGAAGAGGUAAUAGGACCCAAGAAGAAAAGGAAGGUCAGUGAACCAGAGAAGCCGCUUCUGCAAGGCGGGAAGUGA